This is a messenger RNA of Asparagus officinalis (garden asparagus), 859 nucleotides long. Its product is annotated as CASP-like protein 1E1. Lineage: Eukaryota; Viridiplantae; Streptophyta; Magnoliopsida; Asparagales; Asparagaceae. The coding region runs from base 46 to 708 and encodes 220 amino acids. The record is from RefSeq and is a predicted model, not a curated record. The transcript has 2 exons.
UUUCCCACUAAGAAACAUCUCUCUCUCUCUCUCUCUCUCUCUCGAAUGGAGCCACAAAUCAAGCCUACCUCCAAUGGAACGCAAGAUGUUGUUGCAAGCCAUGGAUACAACAAUUCAAGAUCCACCUUUGAUGGAUACAACUUUAGACCAUCAUCAUCAUCACCACCAUCAUCAUCAAAAUUUCUAUCAAGCUCAAGGAUUCAACUAGCAAUACUCAUCCUCAGAUCAACUACCUUGAUCUUAACUUUCAUCGCCGCAAUUGUGAUGGGCACGGGGAAGGGUAGAACCAGAGUCUCCGUCACUGACCCUAUCACCAUGAAGACUGCAAAUUUCAUCGAAACGGUUCGAGCAAAAUACUCCUCUGCUCUUGUGUACUUCGUAGUGACAAACGUGCUCAUGUUCCUCUACUCAGCCUCAUCACUCGCAAUACUCUUCCUCAUCAAAGAAACCUCAAGAUACAUCCAACUGUCCUUCGCAAUCUCUGAUGUACUGUUCCUAAUCCUUCUCUUCUCGAACAACGGAGCCUCAAUCACAACAAGCUUAACAAUGGAGAAUGGAAACACAGAGUUGGGGUGGAUAAAAAUAUGCGAUGCUGUCAAUACCUUCUGUGCUCACGUUACGGCUGCAAUUGUGUUGUCCGUGUUCGCGUCGAUAGCACAUCUGGUGAUAGUUUUGUUGGAGGUAAUUGGCAUGCAUGUAGGAGACUAGAUGUGAAGAUUUAAUGUGGUUUUUGUAUUUGAGCUUCAGAUGUGCUUACAGCUUUUGCUUGUGUAAAGGAAAUAUUGAUAUAUAGUAUGUAUAUGAUGGAGAAUAGGGACCAGCAGAGACAAUCUGUAAAUGUUAGAGAAACUGCAAAAAA